This is a messenger RNA of Quercus robur (English oak), 582 nucleotides long. RefSeq lists its product as uncharacterized. The transcript has a single exon. The record is from RefSeq and is a predicted model, not a curated record. Bases 1 to 582 code for a protein of 193 amino acids. Lineage: Eukaryota; Viridiplantae; Streptophyta; Magnoliopsida; Fagales; Fagaceae.
AUGUCAGUAGGUAGGUUCCCGACAGAGUCAGGCGAAAAGGAAUCCAAGAGGGCUAGAGGGAGAGUGCCAUUAAUUGGAUUCACGGAAGAGGACAAAGAGGGAACUAUUCAGCCCCAUGACGACGCCCUAGUCGUGACACUCAGAAUAGGAGGUUAUGACGUGAGGAGGGUGUUAGUUGAUCAGGGCAGCGCCGUGGAAGUGAUGUACCCGGACCUGUAUAAAGGGCUGAAUUUAAAGCAGGAGGACCUGUCGCCAUAUGACACUCCUCUGCUUAGCUUUGAGGGAAAAAUCGUCAUCCCUAAGGGCAUGAUCAGAUUGCCUGUGCAAACAGACAUAGAAAUAGUGGAAGUGGAUUUCAUUGUGGUGGAUGCAUACUCACCCUACACGGCUAUCGUGGCACGGCCAUGGCUUCAUACGCUAGGGGCUGUGUCAUCUACCCUGCACCAGAAGGUGAAGUAUCCCUCAGAGGGCCGAAUCAAAGAGAUAGUGGGGGAUCAAGGAGUGGCCAGGCAUUGCAUGGUAUCGGCCAUUGCUCGACAAUUAAGCGACGCGCCUUCCACUUCAACCGGGAAUACCUUAUAG